Scylla paramamosain (green mud crab) is the source of this 1739-nucleotide messenger RNA. RefSeq names its product fibrocystin-L-like. The transcript has 10 exons. NCBI's taxonomy places the organism in Eukaryota, Metazoa, Arthropoda, Malacostraca, Decapoda, Portunidae. The record is from RefSeq and is a predicted model, not a curated record. Bases 303 to 797 code for a protein of 164 amino acids.
GCACCCACAUUGCCAUCAAGGCCCGAAGAGUGGACGAGGCCCUCUACUUUAACUGGAAAAGCUAUCACUCCCUCUGAAAAUCCAACUUGUUUGUGAUGUGAAUGGAGUGAUCCUCAGCUACUGCUUCAGAUUCCCAGUUGCCUUGGAAAGUGCAUUCCUGGCUGAGUGUGGUGCGUGUGCCUGCUACUCGUGUGGUGGUGCUGCUGCUGCGUGAAGCCUCUGCCGUGGGAACCCACCACAAAUAGCUAAUGGAUUCUGUAUGACGGGAUCAGCAGCAGACAGAAUUGCAGUGAUGUAUUAACAUGCCUAGGCAGUGCAGUGCAGACUCCAAGGCUCCCCAAGUGUACAGCAUUGUUGUGUGUGUGGAUGGGGUGUGUGUGCCAGACUCCUCACACUCUGUAUUGUAUCGCUGGGCAAGGUCACCUACUAUUGAGACAGUAGCUCUUCUUUGGUCAUUGCCAGGCUCUCUUUUGGAUCUUCAUGGCAGUUUCCACAACAGCAAACACUGCAAGCUUGACCACACUGAUCUUGUCUCCAGUGAAGCUAAGAGUGGGAAUGUUUUUACCAAGGCCUUUGUUGGAGGCGUCCCCUGUGAUAUAGUGGACGACAACCUGGAGCUCUGUGACACACUGACAAGGGAGAAGGUUACUUGUCGCUCCAAGGCUAAGCUGGUCGGCCCCAUGAAUGUCACUGUCUGCGUUACCGGAAGAGGCGCGUCUGAAGUGACCAAGAUAGGAAGGUACGUGGACUCCCAGGACAGGCUGUACCAGUUCCUCACAUAUGCUGUGAUGUGCUGAGUUGGGCAGGAAUAUGAGAUGUAAGCAUUGGUGACCACUCAUGCUUGCCCACCCCGCUGAUUGACAACCUUGGUGAACUUUGGAUUUUUUUUAAAGCCAUCACUAGCAGACCUCUUGGGUGGUUUCCAAGACCCCAGCUUGGCCUUCAAGACACUUAACCAUACCAGGGUCUUCCUCCAGCAGCUCACCAGAAUAUAACUGGAUAACUUGCCUGCUGCCAGCACCUCCAGGCCUCUAGAGGUUGUGGCACCACAGCCUGCACAGCCCCUCAAAUCCCCAACAAGAACAAGAACACAACAGGGUAGUGGGAGUGAUGGCUUCAAGACACACUGCCACUGUACAGGGCAGCUGUUACUCUUGUACAUCAUGUGCUGCUUACAAGACUGUGCCUAAAAAUCUGAGAGGAAAAAGUAAAAGCUCACAGGACUGGUUGACGAGACAGCUAAAUGACCCUUAUGUGAAGUUGACCAAGCAACAUCAGCGCAGGCAUUGUCCAUGAUGCUUCCUUUGUUGUGGUUCCAUCAUGGCAGGCAUGGAAGUGCCUCUCACUGCAUCACCGCCUCAUGAUCAUUGAGAGCAUGGACACAGACACUGAGGCCCUAGUGGGUACGUGGACCUCCUCAAUGGACAGAUGGACAGAGGCUGGUGUGCUGGCUACAUGUAUCAGGAGCAAAUCUCAACCUUCUUCUCCGUUGUGGCAUCAGGGAUGACAUAUGAGAUGGCCAUGACCAGCAUGCCCCUUCAGGAGCUGCAUCUCUAACCUGACCUCACCACACUGACCCUCCACUCACAUCACAUCUUCAGGUGCUGCGUCUGCACCUGCCACACAGUCCAUCCUCUGAGGCCGUUGUCCUGCUCAUCUUCCCAAAGCCUCAGCGUUAUGACACCUAUGUGGAUGGUGUCUUUGUUCCCCCAGCCAACCUCAACACCUCUGCAGCCGGC